AAGUUAAGGGGGUCGCGGGUAGCGCUUCCCGGGACCCACAGCCGCAGCCCUCGCCGCCACUUCGCCAGGCAUCCUUUAGCGUUGGAGUCGCAGCCAUGAGCGGCGGCGUGUACGGGGGAGAUGAAGUUGGAGCCCUGGUCUUUGACAUUGGGUCCUAUACUGUGAGAGCUGGUUAUGCUGGUGAGGACUGUCCCAAGGUGGAUUUCCCCACGGCCAUUGGUAUGGUGUCAGAACGAGAUGACGGAAGCACAUUGAUGGAGAUAGAUGGUGAUAAAGGAAAACAAGGAGGCCCCACCUACUACAUCGACACCAAUGCCCUGCGUGUUCCAAGGGAGAACAUGGAUGCUAUUUCACCUCUGAAAAAUGGAAUGGUGGAAGACUGGGAUAGUUUCCAGGCUAUUUUGGAUCAUACGUACAAAAUGCAUGUCAAAUCAGAAGCCAGCCUGCAUCCUGUUCUCAUGUCAGAAGCACCGUGGAAUACUAGAGCAAAGAGAGAGAAAUUAACAGAGUUAAUGUUUGAACACUACAACAUCCCUGCAUUCUUCCUUUGCAAAACGGCAGUUUUGACAGCAUUUGCUAAUGGUCGUUCAACUGGGCUGAUUUUGGACAGUGGGGCCACUCAUACAACUGCAAUUCCAGUCCACGACGGCUACGUCCUUCAGCAAGGCAUUGUGAAAUCCCCUCUUGCUGGAGACUUUAUCACUAUGCAAUGCAGAGAACUCUUCCAAGAAAUGAAUAUAGAAUUGAUCCCUCCAUAUAUGAUUGCAUCAAAAGAAGCUGUCCGUGAAGGCUCUCCAGCAAACUGGAAAAGAAAAGAGAAGUUGCCACAGGUUACACGGUCUUGGCACAAUUACAUGUGUAAUUGUGUUAUCCAGGAUUUUCAAGCCUCAGUACUUCAAGUAUCAGAUUCAACUUAUGAUGAACAAGUAGCUGCACAGAUGCCAACAGUUCAUUAUGAAUUCCCCAACGGUUACAACUGUGAUUUUGGUGCAGAAAGGCUAAAGAUUCCUGAAGGAUUAUUUGACCCUUCCAAUGUAAAGGGCUUAUCAGGAAAUACAAUGCUGGGAGUCAGUCAUGUUGUCACGACAAGCGUUGGAAUGUGUGAUAUUGAUAUCAGACCAGGUUUGUAUGGCAGCGUGAUCGUGGCAGGAGGAAACACGCUCAUCCAGAGCUUCACUGACAGGUUGAAUAGGGAGCUCUCUCAGAAAACGCCCCCAAGCAUGCGGUUGAAACUGAUUGCAAAUAAUACAACUGUGGAGCGGAGGUUCAGUUCCUGGAUCGGUGGUUCCAUUCUAGCUUCUUUGGGCACCUUUCAACAAAUGUGGAUUUCCAAACAAGAGUAUGAAGAGGGAGGGAAGCAGUGUGUGGAAAGGAAAUGCCCAUGAAGAGUUUCCAAGCCUCCACCUUCUGUGUCACCUUCCGUUUCAUAGCUUUAGUAAACUCAGGAAAAGAAUGACCAUCUUUUGUAGAAAAUUUAUACAUUUUUGCAUAUUUCAAUUUCCACUGCAAUUUUUUAAGGCUUUAACUUGCUCUAUAAAUUAAAAUGAGUUUGUGCUUUCCUUGAGAUGCACUUAUUCUUAUUACAAGCAUUUUAUAAUUUUGUAUAAAUAUCUAUUUUCUCUAAAUAUUUUGCUUUCAGUAAAAUGCUUUCCAACUCUGUUUAGUAUAUUAAUUAUAAGUGGAUUGGUAGAAUUGCUUUUUAUUGACUAGUAAAACUUACUGCCUAUGCUUUUUAUCUCAGGCUUGCAAAGUUAAAUAAAAAUGACUAGCCAUUCCAGAAACAGUU
Molecule: messenger RNA, 1786 nt
Organism: Echinops telfairi (small Madagascar hedgehog)
Lineage: Eukaryota; Metazoa; Chordata; Mammalia; Afrosoricida; Tenrecidae
Gene: ACTL6A
Product: actin like 6A
Exons: 14
Coding region: 96-1385 (429 amino acids)
Biological process (GO): nervous system development; regulation of transcription by RNA polymerase II
Cellular component (GO): NuA4 histone acetyltransferase complex; SWI/SNF complex
Molecular function (GO): chromatin binding
Source: RefSeq, a predicted model, not a curated record